GCAGUGAACAGUUUCGGAGAUAUAACAUCUCCCUGUCUCACGCCUCUCUGUAGUGGAAUAGCCUUCGUGCUCUGAUCUUGUCCUCGGACCGACAUGGUGUGUGUGUGCCGCAGCAACCGGCGUCAUCGUCAGUGGAGGACUACACGCGGUACAUCCGCACGCUGCCGCUCAACGACGACCCCUCACUGUUCGGGCUGCACACCAACGCCAACAUCAGCUACGCCAUGUCGGAGACCAACACGUGUCUCAGCACGCUGCGCGAGCUGCAGCCGCGCGAGGCGGCGGGCGGCGGCGGCGCGGGCGCCGAGCACUCCACCGAGCGCGCCGCGCACGCCGUGCUCGCGCAGCUGCCGCCCGCGCUCGACCUGCGACACAUCGCGCUCACGUAACUACACCGCACCACCACCAGCCACUGUACAUGUCACUGUACACGUCACUGUACACAUACACUCCACCGAGCGCGCCGCGCACGCCGUGCUCGCGCAGCUGCCGCCCGCGCUCGACCUGCGACACAUCGCGCUCACGUAACUACACCGCACCACCACCAGCCACUGUACAUGUCACUGUACACGUCACUGUACACAUACACUCCACCGAGCGCGCCGCGCACGCCGUGCUCGCGCAGCUGCCGCCCGCGCUCGACCUGCGACACAUCGCGCUCACGUAACUACACCGCACCACCACCAGCCACUGUACAUGUCACUGUACACGUCACUGUACACAUACACUCCACCGAGCGCGCCGCGCACGCCGUGCUCGCGCAGCUGCCGCCCGCGCUCGACCUGCGACACAUCGCGCUCACGUAACUACACCGCACCACCACCAGCCACUGUACAUGUCACUGUACACGUCACUGUACACAUACACUCCACCGAGCGCGCCGCGCACGCCGUGCUCGCGCAGCUGCCGCCCGCGCUCGACCUGCGACACAUCGCGCUCACGUAACUACACCGCACCACCACCAGCCACUGUACAUGUCACUGUACACGUCACUGUACACAUACACUCCACCGAGCGCGCCGCGCACGCCGUGCUCGCGCAGCUGCCGCCCGCGCUCGACCUGCGACACAUCGCGCUCACGUAACUACACCGCACCACCACCAGCCACUGUACAUGUCACUGUACACGUCACUGUACACAUACACUCCACCGAGCGCGCCGCGCACGCCGUGCUCGCGCAGCUGCCGCCCGCGCUCGACCUGCGACACAUCGCGCUCACGUAACUACACCGCACCACCACCAGCCACUGUACAUGUCACUGUACACGUCACUGUACACAUACACUCCACCGAGCGCGCCGCGCACGCCGUGCUCGCGCAGCUGCCGCCCGCGCUCGACCUGCGACACAUCGCGCUCACGUAACUACACCGCACCACCACCAGCCACUGUACAUGUCACUGUACACGUCACUGUACACAUACACUCCACCGAGCGCGCCGCGCACGCCGUGCUCGCGCAGCUGCCGCCCGCGCUCGACCUGCGACACAUCGCGCUCACGUAACUACACCGCACCACCACCAGCCACUGUACAUGUCACUGUACACGUCACUGUACACAUACACUCCACCGAGCGCGCCGCGCACGCCGUGCUCGCGCAGCUGCCGCCCGCGCUCGACCUGCGACACAUCGCGCUCACGUAACUACACCGCACCACCACCAGCCACUGUACAUGUCACUGUACACGUCACUGUACACAUACACUCCACCGAGCGCGCCGCGCACGCCGUGCUCGCGCAGCUGCCGCCCGCGCUCGACCUGCGACACAUCGCGCUCACGUAACUACACCGCACCACCACCAGCCACUGUACAUGUCACUGUACACGUCACUGUACACAUACACUCCACCGAGCGCGCCGCGCACGCCGUGCUCGCGCAGCUGCCGCCCGCGCUCGACCUGCGACACAUCGCGCUCACGUAACUACACCGCACCACCACCAGCCACUGUACAUGUCACUGUACACGUCACUGUACACAUACACUCCACCGAGCGCGCCGCGCACGCCGUGCUCGCGCAGCUGCCGCCCGCGCUCGACCUGCGACACAUCGCGCUCACGUAACUACACCGCACCACCACCAGCCACUGUACAUGUCACUGUACACGUCACUGUACACAUACACUCCACCGAGCGCGCCGCGCACGCCGUGCUCGCGCAGCUGCCGCCCGCGCUCGACCUGCGACACAUCGCGCUCACGUAACUACACCGCACCACCACCAGCCACUGUACAUGUCACUGUACACGUCACUGUACACAUACACUCCACCGAGCGCGCCGCGCACGCCGUGCUCGCGCAGCUGCCGCCCGCGCUCGACCUGCGACACAUCGCGCUCACGUAACUACACCGCACCACCACCAGCCACUGUACAUGUCACUGUACACGUCACUGUACACAUACACUCCACCGAGCGCGCCGCGCACGCCGUGCUCGCGCAGCUGCCGCCCGCGCUCGACCUGCGACACAUCGCGCUCACGUAACUACACCGCACCACCACCAGCCACUGUACAUGUCACUGUACACGUCACUGUACACAUACACUCCACCGAGCGCGCCGCGCACGCCGUGCUCGCGCAGCUGCCGCCCGCGCUCGACCUGCGACACAUCGCGCUCACGUAACUACACCGCACCACCACCAGCCACUGUACAUGUCACUGUACACGUCACUGUACACAUACACUCCACCGAGCGCGCCGCGCACGCCGUGCUCGCGCAGCUGCCGCCCGCGCUCGACCUGCGACACAUCGCGCUCACGUAACUACACCGCACCACCACCAGCCACUGUACAUGUCACUGUACACGUCACUGUACACAUACACUCCACCGAGCGCGCCGCGCACGCUGUGCUCGCGCAGCUGCCGCCCGCGCUCGACCUGCGACACAUCGCGCUCACGUAACUACACCGCACCACCACCAGCCACUGUACAUGUCACUGUACACGUCACUGUACACAUACACUCCACCGAGCGCGCCGCGCACG
This is a messenger RNA of Manduca sexta (tobacco hornworm), 2974 nucleotides long. RefSeq lists its product as uncharacterized. The record is from RefSeq and is a predicted model, not a curated record. The transcript has 2 exons. Lineage: Eukaryota; Metazoa; Arthropoda; Insecta; Lepidoptera; Sphingidae. Bases 94 to 528 code for a protein of 144 amino acids.